This is a messenger RNA of Raphanus sativus (radish), 1336 nucleotides long. Its product is annotated as delta(3,5)-Delta(2,4)-dienoyl-CoA isomerase, peroxisomal. NCBI's taxonomy places the organism in Eukaryota, Viridiplantae, Streptophyta, Magnoliopsida, Brassicales, Brassicaceae. Gene Ontology annotation, cellular component: peroxisome. The record is from RefSeq and is a predicted model, not a curated record. The transcript has 2 exons. The coding region runs from base 267 to 1100 and encodes 277 amino acids. Gene Ontology annotation, molecular function: delta(3,5)-delta(2,4)-dienoyl-CoA isomerase activity.
UUCACCUAUGCUACAAACAUUGUUUAGACUUUCAUAUGAUUAUUAAGUAUAUAAACAAAGAAUGAAAUGAAUGAGCAGCCGGGUGACCUGUCAAAGCAUGUUGCAAAGUUGACGGCUCAUCUAUUUGAUAACCGGAAAACGGUUAACGUUAACCGUCUCCAAUCAAAUAAAAAAAGGUCAUCGUUCCCAACGAACGAAAUACAUUUCCAACCUCGAAAUCUCUUCUAAACUUAUCACCACACCAUCUUUUCUUCAAUCCGAAGCUAAUGGAUCAUCCCUACAAAACCCUAGAAAUCGUUCGCGAGAACACUUCAUCCUCCGUCUUCCACCUCAUCCUCAACAGGCCGUCGCAACUCAACGCCCUAUCCCUCGACUCCUUCGCCGAGCUCCCGAAAGCCCUAUCCUCCCUCGACCAAAACCCAGACGUCUCCGUCAUCGUCCUCUCCGGCGCCGGAAAACACUUCUGCUCCGGCAUCGACCUCGCCUCCCUCUCCUCGAUCUCGGCCCGAGCCUCCUCCGGCGGCGACAGGGGACGCUCGAGCGAGCUUCUACGCCGCAGGAUCGGAUCGAUGCAGGCGGCGAUAACCGCCGUGGAACGGUGCCGGAAGCCCGUCAUCGCCGCCGUGCACGGCGCGUGUAUAGGAGGAGGCGUCGAUCUCGUCACGGCCUGCGACGUUAGGUACUGCUCCGAGGACGCGUUCUUCUCGGUCAAGGAGGUUGAUCUCGCGAUCGUCGCGGAUCUCGGUACGCUCCAGCGGUUGCCGAGGAUCGUCGGGUAUGCUAACGCUAUGGAGUUGGCGUUGACGGCGAGACGGUUCUCGGGUGGUGAGGCGAAGGAUCUUGGGCUCGUUUCUCGGGUUUUCGGAUCUAAGUCGGAGCUUGAUAAAGGCGUCACGAUGAUCGCUGAAGGGAUAGCGGCGAAGUCUCCUUUAGCUGUGACGGGGACAAAGGCUGUGUUGUUAAGAAGUAGAGAGAUGAGUGUGGAACAAGGUCUUGACUACGUGGCUACUUGGAACUCGGGUAUGCUUAUAUCGGAUGAUCUCAACGAAGCUGUGUCUGCUCAGAUGAUGAAAAGACAACCUCGUUUCUCUAAGCUGUGAAACAAGAGUCUCUCGGUUGCUUUCUUCUUGUGUCUGCCUGGCAACAAAACAAUAAGGUCUUUCUUUCUUGGAAGAACUUUGAGAAAAAAAAAAGAUUUGUUAUAUAUAGUUUCUACAGCAGCUUGAAUAAGUUUGAUGAUUUUUAGUUUGGGCUUUGAUUCGAGUCUCGAUCGUUCACAUUUCCUGUAAGUUGAAGAUCUCUUCGGUAAUUCCUAUUUAUUCAUCCCUUUAUAUCA